AUUUCGCUAGACCCAGGUCGACCGUCGUUUGAGUUUCGGGGGAUCUAGAGCUCGGUGAGGAUGAUUGUUGUUGUAUUCGUCGAUUAGACGGAUUUUGAUUUCUUUGGGUUGGGUGGUUUUUGGAGGAGAGGUAAGGAUGGAUUUUCAUGGCAUGAAGCGCAGAGAACUCCAGGCAUUGUGCAAGAAGCACAAAAUUCCUGCGAAUUUGUCAAACCAUGAGAUGGCGAACAGGCUUUCGGAAAUUCUCAAGGAAAAUGAAGAGCCAUUGGCUCUAAGGCAAGUUAAAGGUCAAGAAGAGAAUGCUCCUGAGAUCGAAAUAGUUGAUGUUGUUAUGGAUAGGAAAGCUAAGAAAGUAAGGUUUAGUCCGAACCAUGAACUGUUUGAGUUUACUAGGUCCAUAAACAUAAAAAGAAGAAGCAAGCGAAAUUCUGUUUCCAUCAAGUCUAGUAGUUUAUCUGUUGAGAAUGUGGAUGGUAGUGAGAUUAAUAAUGGAAAUGUGUGUAAACCUGGUAAUGGCACACGUUCUAGAGGUUCAAAACUAACGGGUGGCAAGGAAAAUGGCAAAAAGAGAGGAAGAAAUGGCGUGAAUUGCCACGAUCAGAAGAGUGAUGUAGCGUUUAGUGAUAAUUUAGUCAAUAGUGAAGUAGGGGAUACUGAUGUUAAUGUUCCAAGAAGGACGACGAGGUCGAGAGGGAAGGUAGGAAUAGAAGAGGCAGCCAGAAAUGAAAGCAAACAGGAAAGGAAAAGGGAAAACAAUGGAUGUGAAAGAGAGAAGAAUGCUCUGGAUAACGAUGAUGAUAAGUUGAAUAGGGAAAUGGUGGAAAUUCCCCGUAGACCUACAAGGUCUCAAGGUCAGAAGUUGGAAGAUGUUACGGAAUUGACAGGAAAAGGAGUAGAGACAACCAAACAUGAAAGCAAACAGCAAAGGAAGAGAGCAAAAAAUAAUCAUGAAAUAGAAAGGAGCGCUCUUGACAAUGGCAGUGAUGAUAAGUUGGAUAAGAAAUUGGUAGACAUUCCUGGCAGAGUUACCAGGUCUAGAGGUCAGAAACUGGUGGAAAGUGCUGGCCCGAAUGAUGCUGAGAUUGGUGAUGGUAAGGCAGAUGGUAUGAGAACAAAAAAUAACAGCAAGGCCCGUGAGGAAGUUUUGAAGAAUCAGGAAAUUGCUGAGGCACAUGCAAACGUUGGACCUCCAAUUGUAUUGAGACGAUCUAGAAGGAAUGCAAAUAGCAUUGAUGAUUCUGAGAUCAUUGAUGAUGGCAAAAAGGAGAAAAAGAAGGGUGAAAUUAAGGCCAUGAAGAAAACAAGAGAACUGGUAACAGAAGGAUCAUCGCUUGAUACAGAAAGCAUUGGAGCUAAAAUUGUUCCAAAUGAAAUGGUUGGUGUACAAGUUAAAGGAAGCAAUAAGUUGGAUCGAAAAAGAAGAAAUACAAGGAAAUCUGGAAAAGAUGGAAUCAAGUCACAAGAAGGAACUGCCCAAGAAGAUUCUAAAGAAGAAAACAACAAGCUUCCACAGGCUACUGAAGUUGUGAGGAGGUCAAAGCGUGGUGCUUCAAGUCUUAAACCUAUUUCCAAUGAAGAAAAACUCAAUAUUAGCACAAAUGUGGAGAAUAAAAGAACUACAAGGAAUUCUUCUAAGAAUAAAUCUUCAGAUUUCGGUGGACAUUGUAUUCUUCAACCAGAGAAUGAAGCAAGGAAGCGAAAGAAAGGCUCCAUUUCUGAUGAUGUCAAAAGCAACAGUGAACCAAACAGUUUAACCCUGAUCACGUCGAAAGAAAAUGGAAGGAAAAAAGUAGCACCUGCAGCUGCAACUGGAGUCGAAGUUGUGAGUAAGAGGAUGCAAGAUGCAACAUCUCAAGAGGGUUACCUGAAAACUGAAGACUCGUCAAUUGUGGAUGCCCAGCAAACUGAGCCAGAAGUUGCACCAUGCAAAGAUCUGGAUUCAAUCAAUGGCAUGGGUGCAGAUAACUUAAUUGGUGAUGUGGAACUGACUUCCAGCAGAAAGAGUCCCAGGAUGAAGAAAGAUGCCAAUGAAGCAGAUGGUGCUGGUAGUGCUGAUCCUGAUAUAAAGUUGAUCGAGAUAAAGGAAUUGGCAAAGUCUGGCGAGAUUGCAGCAGUGCCAGGAUAUGCAGAUUUAAAGGCAGAUGACAUUGAUCCUGAGAAGCAAAUUUCAUUUGGCUUGUCUAGUGAAGUGACGUGCAGCAAAAAGAGUCCCAGGACGACGAAAGAUGCCAAUGAUGCAGAUGGUGCUGGUAGUGCUGAUUCUGAUAUAAAGCUGAUCGAGAGAAAUGAAUUGGCAAAGUCUGGCGAGAUUGCAGCAGUGCCAGGAUAUGCAGAUUUAAAGGCAGAUGACAUUGAUCCUGAGAAGCAAAUUUCAUUUGGCUUGUCUAGUGAAGUGGACACAAUUCAUUUGCCUCUGGAGUUUGAUGCUCAGGGUUCAACUGAACAAUGCAUAUCAGAAACAGAUAGUUAUGAAAAUGAACCUCACUUUGUUGGCCGAACAGAGGAUUCAGGCUGCAAGAAAACAACUGAUAGUGAAGUUCUUCCAGAAGACAAAAGUGUUUCAGGAAACAUUAGUUCUGCUGACAGCCUUUUACUUUGUCCGGCAGAUUUCAACUCUAAUCUCAAAGAAACUGAGGGUGAAGAACGCAAACAUGAACAACCAACAUUGGAUGUGGCUAAUAAUAUUGGUGAACUCAAUGACAUUUCUGUUCCUAAAAGCCUGGAAUAUGUUGAAUCAGAGCUUGUUACAGUCAUGAGAUCAUCAAUUGAUUGCCAACAUAGUAAUGUAAUCCAAGACAACCCUUAUGAGGGUGAUGAUUAUGUAAUGGUUCCCAAAGUCACCGAAGCCAUUGCUUUUGAGUCUUGUGGGAUUUCAGAGGCACGUGAAGAAUCUUUUCAUUCAGUUAGUGUCGUCCAGCCAAAGGAACCAUUAUCAAGCAAAUUGAGAACCAUGCAGAAGGAUGAAAUUACAGCUGAAGGAAAUGAAACUGAUGAAGGUGGAUUAGUAAAAGAUGACAAAGAUGCAAGUGCUGAAGACAAUGUAGUCUGUUUGUCUAAUGAAUUUAAUGGAGAAGAGAGUGAAAGAGUAGAUUUGCAGGGCAGAGAGAUGCUUGAAGCUGAAAUUUCAAUUGCGAAAUCUGGUGACGAAGGGAUGCAUAAUGAUUCAUUGUUGAAAACUGAUGCAAAUCUGGAUAGCAGUCCCUGUGACCACAUAGUAGUAAAAGAUGAAGACUACAAUAGCAAGAGCAUGCAUUUAGAGUCAGGCGGAGCUGAUCAAGGUAUAUCUUCUGAGGAUCACACAAGUAAUUGUAAUGAAGACAACGGGGAAUUUACGCUCCAUCUAUUUGAUGCUGAAAGAGGAGCUAACAACACAUCCAAAGAUGGUGAAGCUUUUUCUGCAGAAUAUUCUAUGAUGGGUUCUAAUGAAGAAGGUUGCUCAAGUCUACCAGAAAUAACUCCAUCGAAACUGAGUAAUGCUUCUGAGUCCCACAGAGCUGGAGCUGGUGCUAGUGAGACAAGUGAAGGAAAAAAAGAUGCUAUUUAUCAUGAUAUUAUACCUAGAGAUGACAUGUCAAGAGCCAAGGCUAUCAAUGAUGGGGAAAGUGAGGUUGCAAAUCAAGUUGAUGAAAAUGACAAGGAAGAUGCUUAUGAAUCCGAGCACCAAAACAGCCCAUUGAUUAAUCCUAUAGCUGUUGCUUCCCCUGUUCAAGAUCAUGAAGCAUGGAACAGUGUAAUUGAAAAUGGAAACGUGGGGUCUACUUCUAAGUCCAACAGUGAAGGGGUAGUUCAAGUUUCUAACGCUGAGAAUGAUGCUAAUGAUGCAAAUCGGGGCGCCAAUAUGGAGGACCUUGUUAGUACAUGUACCACAGAUGUAACAAUGUCAAUCUCUGUCCACAAAGGGGGGUUUGAAACACUUAGUGAAGGUGAGUGUGAAAAGAUGGAUGGAGCUGAACCUCAAUUGACUGAUUCAUUAGUAAAGCAGACGCUACCAAAUGCAGAAGGGGAGACUAAUGAAGCAGAACCUAGCCAAAGCUGGACAGAAAUUGAUCUCAACAAUCUGUUUGGAACACCUGAGGAGGAUACUACCUCUGCAGGACGAACUAUCACUCCUCUUGGAGCUGUAACCACGCCUUUAAAAAGAUCAACACUCCUCAGCAGCAGCUUGAUCAAGAAGGAUGAAGAGAUAAAGGGAGAAAGAGGAAGCAAGUCUGCAAAACUCAUAAAUGCUGGAUGCAGUGUAGCCAUGGAAGAUAAUCAGCUUGAAUUGCUCUUUGCAACACCCUGCAAUGUCAUUCAAGCCUCUGCUAAUGACAAAACAUUGGAAACAACUGCUGUGAUAGUGAAAGAAUGUUCUGAGACAAUGAUGGAAGACAUAGCAACUCAAAUGAACGUCGAUGAAGAAAUGGGAGAUGCUAGGCAGGGAUUUGAGAACAACUUUUGCCUUGAAAGUGCAUCAUUAGACGACAGCGAAGAAGUCACUAAAUCAGACUUCCAAGAAAGGUUGAAUGUGGAAUUGGUAAACACUCACACAAGUGAAGUUCCAUUAGAAACUGAAUUCCGAGUAUGUAAACCUUCAGAGGAAAAGUUGACUGAGAUUGCAUGUGAAGAAACAGAGUCAAAGGAAGAAGCUGAGAAUGUGGAACUGGUAGCAGCCAUAGCUCCUUUUGAUGCUGAAUAUAAAGUCCCUGAAGAAUUCAAGGAAGCGACGACGGGGAAUAUUCAUAAUUGGAAGGAAGAAGAGACUCUCUUCCCUAAAUCUACCUCAGAAGCAGAAUAUAAUGUCUGUGAAGUCCCCACUGCACUACUGACUGCUAACACUUGUGAGUAUAGGGAAGAAACAAUGCCAAAUGAAAUUGAAAGUGUGGAAUUGGUAAACCCUUCCACCACUACCGUUCCUAUAGAAACUGAGUUUCAAGUUUAUGGAGAUUCUGGGGCAAAGUUGGUUGAGUACACUUGUGAGCAUAUGGAAGAAAUUCUCUUCAGCACAGAAGUUCAAUAUGAGGAACCAUUGCCUGAGAAUACCUGUGCCUCUGAAGUUCAUCAAGAAGCUGAAUUUAAUGUUUGUGCACCUUCAGUGGAAGAGUUCUCCGAGAAUGCUUGUGAGCCAAAGGGAGAAACGAAGUCAAAUGAAGUUGGUAGUAUGGAAUUGGCAUGUGCCAGCACUGAUGAGGUUGUCCGAGAAGUCGAAUCUUAUUGCUGUGACGCUUCUGAGGGACAGGUAACUGAAAUUUCUUGUGAGGUCAGAGAAGAAGUUAAGUCUGUAGCAGAAAGUCUGGAAGAAGACAUUUUUACUCUCGAGCAAUUGAAUCAGUGUGCGGAAGCCUCAGUGGAAAAAUUUGUUAGCACACCAUCUGGAAAUUUAGAUGAAGCCGAUGCCUAUCUUGAUAUGCUAAUGGAUACUGAAUAUUCAGAAAGUCUCAGUUAUGGAAGUGGAGCUAUUGCUAAAUCCACCAUGGAAGAGGCCUUUGACUUGUCCCAUGGCGAAUUUCAGAAGUCUAAUGUUCCUGAACAGAGCUAUAGUUUUAGUGCCUGCAAUGCUGAUGACGACACAUUAAGGGAUGCAUCCGUAUAUGAUUAUAGCAGCCCUGUGGAUGGAGAAAGAGCAACCUUAGCCAAAGAAGAAGGUUCUUUAUUCAAUGCCUCCGAUGAAAAUGACAAAGCUAUAAUUGAAUAUGCCGAUUUUGCAAAUGGGGUUGACGAUUCAUGUGAAGAUGACAACCCACGACUGUCCCAUGAUAUUUUUGAUGAGCUUCAUGGCAGCAGUGAAGUAGCCAUUAACAAGACCUCAGAAGCUGAUAAGUCUGCAAACACUAAUAGCACAUGCAAGGAAACGGUGGAGGAGAGAAUCAUAACACCCGAGGAUGCACUUGACACAGCUCCUGCUGCAGGACAAGAACCCCCUGUUUGUGUCGAUGAUAUCCUCAGCAGCUUGGACGGAAAUGAAAAUAGUGUUGUCAGCAAACACGACACUGAAGACAUCGAGGGAAACUCAAAUUCAACUCCUGCAUCAGCUAAACUUUCCAUUCCUGAGCUUCAUUCGGAAGCAGGAAAGGAAAAUCUCGACAACAAUGCUGACUCCAUUACAGAGAAUAUCGAUACUGAAUAUUCUUUCCCUGCAACCUCAGUCGAGCGCCCCCUAGAGGACACCAUUGGUGAACUUCCCAAUCCCAACCACGACAUAGUAAAGCCAUCAGUAGAGACAGCAGAAUCUGCUUCAGGAUCAUUGGAAACAUCGAAAUCUAUUGAUCUCACUGAUGAUACCGAAUUAGAGAUGGCGCCGAGCCAGAUCUCUCCCAAACUACAUUCGACUGUGAAAAGGAAUGCCCGAACCAUUCUGAUACAUGGAACUCCUCGAAAACAGAUAGUCAGAGGUGUAGUAGACAUGAAGGAGAAUGCGCCGGCCCACAAGACAUCUUCGAACAUUGGCGAUUUCACGACUGCGAGACCGAAGCGAAAGGCCUUGCAGGAUGUCAAGAGGUAACUAUAAUCAUAAUAAUAAUAUAAACUGCUUUGUGUGAUAUUUCUUUGGAUUCUGUCUUAUGAAUUUCGUGUGAUGUGUUGUGUUCUUUACAUGUUUUUUUUUUGAAAGAACACAUAAGAGUUGUUAGCAUUUCUUGUUCAUUGCAUGCAUGCAUAUCUCGUGCUGGUUUGUAUUUGUGUGUUAGUUACUACGGGUACUUAAUUGUUACUACUUGUGAUUUUAAUUUAGAUUUGAUGUGUGAUUUAU
Molecule: messenger RNA, 6727 nt
Organism: Andrographis paniculata
Lineage: Eukaryota; Viridiplantae; Streptophyta; Magnoliopsida; Lamiales; Acanthaceae
Exons: 13
Coding region: 137-6481 (2114 amino acids)
Source: RefSeq, a predicted model, not a curated record